UACAUAUUUACAAGCUGAUAGCUGUCACCUGUCACUUUCAUGUUGUUUAUUAAUCACUAAUCAUACAAAGUCGGUAACGAUAAUUUUCAUUUAAUAUAUAUCUGAAUUGCAUUUUAUUUUGCACGCAAAAUAAUAUUUUUGUUUAUAUAUAACAUGUCAGAUUUUAUAGAGAAUCAAGUUCAAUUAUUGCUUGCCGGACAAGCAUUAGAAAAUGAUGACAUAUGUAAUGUACAUAUUUUGGCGAGUGACACAAUAGCUGCAAAAUCAGGUCAACUAACAGGACAUAUUCCCAUUUGCUCGAAAACAGUGACAUACAUAGUCGCUGCUGUUGUUAUAAAUGAUCAAGGUGAAGUAUUAAUGAUGCAAGAAGCAAAAGCUUCUUGUACUGGAAAAUGGUACUUACCAGCUGGCAGAGUGGAGAAAAACGAAAACCUCAUAAGUGCUGUAAAAAGGGAAGUCUUAGAAGAAACAGGUCUAGUAAUAGCACCAACAACUCUAAUAUUGGUAGAAUGUGCAAAUGGCACAUGGUUUCGCUUUGUAUUUACUGGAGAUAUAGUUGGCGGUGUUCUAAAAACACCUGAUCAAGCAAAUGAGGAAUCCUUACAGGCAUGUUGGAUAAGAAACAUAAAUGAUUUGCCACUAAGGUCUAAUGAUAUUAUAUAUCUCUUAGAUAGAGGUAGAAGUUAUGUUUCAAAUAAAUCUACUUCUCAACAUCCUUAUUUAAUGCCCAUGACCAAACCACAUGCAAAACUAUUGCUGAGAUUAAUAGUUACAUCUAAAAAAAGGGCAACGAACAGAUUGCAUGUGCUUAUAUCUGAUACUGAACAAUAUAAUCCACCAAUUUGUGAAGUCAAUCCAAAUCGUAAUUUACUGUCUACUUUGCAUAACUUUAUGACAGAAAUAUUCGGGAACGAUGUAGCACAACAUAAGCCGCAUGGUUUAUUGUCUGUCGAAUUUAGUGGUGGACAAGGAGGAGACGGUCUAUGUUUGACAUUAUUGGUGUCUUUCAAAUUACCUUUGGAAGAUGUGCCUAUAAUUGGACAAUAUAUUUGGCAUGAACUUUCUGAAAAUGUAGCAGAAGCUCUUGCAGCACGUUUACCGCGGAACAUGACUGUCCCCUUAAAAGUUGUACGUUAAUUGCAUAUAAUUGUUUCAUUAAAUAAUUAUAUUUAUUUAAUGAAAGUAAGCAGUAUAGUAAAGGGCUCAAACAGAAAGAAAGUUUUUCUAAAAUAAUGUUUAUGAUAACAUCGUAGUUACCCUAGUCUAUACCAAUGACUUUAAACAAACAUUAAUAUCCAGUAAAAUAAUCUACAUUCCAUAGUUUUUUAUAUCUAAUA
Camponotus floridanus (Florida carpenter ant) is the source of this 1337-nucleotide messenger RNA. RefSeq names its product 8-oxo-dGDP phosphatase NUDT18. Lineage: Eukaryota; Metazoa; Arthropoda; Insecta; Hymenoptera; Formicidae. The coding region runs from base 154 to 1137 and encodes 327 amino acids. The record is from RefSeq and is a predicted model, not a curated record. Gene Ontology annotation, molecular function: magnesium ion binding; 8-oxo-GDP phosphatase activity; 8-oxo-dGDP phosphatase activity. The transcript has 4 exons.